GCGUCGAAGAGGAAUGGCAGGUGAGAAAUUGCGAUUUCAUAAGGAGCGAGCCUCUUUCUCCUCCACAGUUGUAGUUGUCCAUCUUAAAAUAACUCAUUAAGACUCAGAGAGAGAACACAUACAAUUGUACAGCAGUCGUCGUCUAGGGUUCUUCGGAUCAUAAUCCCUCAAAAAUCCCCAAUUCACCAUAUUAAUACCAUCCUAUAAAUUAACCGCAUUGUUACAAUUCUUGUUGUCGAUCGAUUCAUUUCUAAGUUCAAUCUAAUGUGUAGAUGUACUCGAGUAAUUUGAAAGGGUUUAUACUGGCUGUGGUUUCCAGUGCCUUUAUAGGCUCUAGCUUCAUCAUCAAGAAGAAGGGGCUCAGGAGGGCCGGCGUCAACGGCCCUCGUGCUAGCGUUGGAGGAUAUGGUUAUCUGUUGGAGCCACUCUGGUGGGUGGGCAUGGUUACCAUGAUCGUUGGAGAGAUUUCCAAUUUCGUAGCUUACAUUUAUGCUCCUGCCGUUCUUGUGACGCCUCUUGGUGCUUUGAGUAUCAUUGUUAGUGCUGUAUUAGCCCAUUUCUUGUUGAAGGAGAAACUGCAGAAGAUGGGAAUGUUGGGUUGUCUCCUGUGCAUAGUUGGUUCCACGGUGAUUGUACUACAUGCACCUGAAGAGCAGUCCAUUAAUUCAGUUGAACAAAUCUGGGAAUUAGCUAUCCAACCAGCAUUUCUUUUGUAUACAGCCUCUGUGGUAGCUGUAGCAUUGGUACUGAUCUUGUAUUGUGCUCCCCGCUAUGGCCAGACUAACAUCCUCAUAUAUAUCGGGAUAUGCUCCAUGAUUGGAUCAUUGACAGUUAUGAGCAUAAAAGCUAUUGGUAUUGCAAUAGAACUAACGUUGGAGGGUAUAAACCAGGCCAAAUAUUUCCAGACUUGGGUUUUUGCAAUGGUCGCAAUUACCUGUAUCAUCACUCAAUUAAAUUAUCUAAACAUGGCAUUGGAUACUUUUAACACAGCAAUUGUUUCUCCAAUAUAUUAUGCCAUGUUUACAUCAUUUACAAUACUUGCUAGUGCUAUAAUGUUCAAGGAUUAUUCUGGCCAAAGUGCAAGCAGUAUAGCAUCUGAACUUUGUGGUUUUGUCACUGUGUUGUCUGGGACUGCUGUAUUACAUAGUACGAGAGACCCCGAUCCACCUUUCAUAACAGAUCUUUAUACUCCAUUAUCUCCAAAAGUAUCAUGGUACAUCCAAGGCAAUGGAGAACUUUGGAAGCAGAAAGAUGAGGAUGGCCAAACCCCUAAUUUUGUUACGGUUCUUCGGCAAGACUACUUCAAGUGAUUUUUAUCUGGUGAUAUUUUUGUUAGGGAAAUUCUUUGUAUUUGUUUCACCUAUUAAAGCUGCCAAAAAAAAAAAAAAAGAAAAAAAAUUUACAUUUCCAUUUUGUGGUGCAGUCCCGAGUGACUAUUUUUUUUCUUUGUUUUGUUUUUGCUUUUUCACAUUUCCCCUCUUUUCAACUUGUAGUUAUAUCAUAUUUCAUUGUAAAAAUGAAGUCUGGUCUCUGGUGUGUAGCCUUCUUAUUUAA
Manihot esculenta (cassava) is the source of this 1554-nucleotide messenger RNA. Its product is annotated as probable magnesium transporter NIPA6. The record is from RefSeq and is a predicted model, not a curated record. Gene Ontology annotation, cellular component: membrane. Gene Ontology annotation, biological process: magnesium ion transport. Gene Ontology annotation, molecular function: magnesium ion transmembrane transporter activity. NCBI's taxonomy places the organism in Eukaryota, Viridiplantae, Streptophyta, Magnoliopsida, Malpighiales, Euphorbiaceae. The transcript has 10 exons. The coding region runs from base 273 to 1310 and encodes 345 amino acids.